This is a messenger RNA of Cyprinus carpio (common carp), 1289 nucleotides long. RefSeq lists its product as uncharacterized. Bases 384 to 1289 code for a protein of 301 amino acids. The transcript is spliced from 6 exons. Lineage: Eukaryota; Metazoa; Chordata; Actinopteri; Cypriniformes; Cyprinidae. The record is from RefSeq and is a predicted model, not a curated record.
GAUUUGUAAUUGUAAAUUUUUGUACUUUUUAUGAAAUAUUGUUAAAAUUGUUAAUCAAAAUCAUGUCCCAACUUGUAUGAAAGUUGGAAUAUUUAUAUCUGGACUCACAAAUCUACUGUUUUGUUGGCUUCAUCCACAUUCAGUAUUAAAACUACAUGAGGAAACAGUGAGGAUUUUUUUGAUAGUCUUUUGAUGUUAUAAAUCAAAGUAAGGAUGCAACACUUCAUUUGAUAUAGAAACUAUUAUUCAGUGCUUUAUUUUGCUCUGGAAAGGAAGUAGAAAAGCUUUUUAGUUUAGUGUUUCUGUAUUUUGGUCUAAUUAUACAAUUUAAACUUAAAGGUGUUUUAAACUCUGACCACAGAAAGAAAAGGCAGAAUGAAGGAAUGGAAUUUUUUUCCUUGUUGUUAUUCCAGUCAUGUGACCAUUUAACUCACCUGUGUACUUUCAUUUUUGUUUUGUCGUUUGUCAUUGUUUACGGCAGAACAACAGACUCAUACAGAACUUUUAUCAUGUUCAGAUGCUUGAAUCUUUUGCUGCUGCUGUUAUUUUGCCUUGUAUAUCAUAGUGAAACUCCCUUUGUAAGAACAACCCCUGUAUCUGUGACAGGAAAAAAAGGAGACAGUGCCAUCCUGUCAUGUCAAUUUGAGCCCAGUGACAUUUUUCGUAUUGAUUUAUGGAGGCAAAAAUCCAUCUUUUCAUGUCAGAAUGAAACUUGUGAGAAUGGGCGAUUUUCAAAAAAAGGAUGUGAUGUCACCAUCAAGAAUCUGAGCUUCAGUGAUGCUGGGAAAUAUACUUUGAAAGUAUUUUACAAUCAUAAUCAGACAGUGUUGAAUCAAAAACAGAAGAUGUACCAGCUUCAUAUUCAAGAUAAUAUUUCUGUGCAGGAAGGUGGGGAGUUGGGUGAUCUGCCCAGUGCUCAUAAAGUUCUGCAUCAGCCCAGCGGAAGCACAAAGUGGGAGGACGUUUGGCCCAAGGAUCAGAGUGAUGUGAACCUUCAUAAUUUUAGGACCAACCACACAGGAACAUACAGAGUUCUGGACUCUGAAGGAAACAUCUUGAUCACAGUGACAGUCACAGAAUCAGGUACAGAAUCAAAGGACAAACAAGACGACACAAAUAAAGACAAAACUGAACCACUUCCUGUUUGGGCUUUGAUUUUGAUUGUGAUUGUGAUUGGUGUGGUGCUGGUUCUGGCUGUGAUUAUAUUUAUUGUCAUCAAGAAACCCCAAUGUCUGAAAAGGGAUGCUGAUACUGUGACCUACCGUAACCCCUCAGAUGUGGCCCAUUGA